GGCAGCACUUCCGCCUGCGCCCCCUCCCCCGGCGGCGCAGUCCCUGCGGCCCGGGGCGAUCCCGGCGCGACCCUCGAGCUCUCGUGAGAGGCCGCGGAGCGCGGAGCCCGCGUCCCGAGGCGCCGGGCGCUCCUCCCCCCACGCUCCCCCUCCCGCCGCGGCUCGUCCCGCCGCCGCCGCUUCUCGCCGUCAAGCGCGGCGUCGGCAAGAUGGCGGCGCCCAGGCCGCCGCCCGCCCGGCUGUCCGGCGUCAUGGUGCCCGCGCCCAUCCAGGACCUGGAGGCCCUCCGCGCGCUGACGGCGCUCUUCAAGGAGCAGCGGAAUCGGGAAACCGCGCCCAGGACUAUCUUCCAGAGAGUCCUGGGUAUCUUAAAGAAGUCCUCCCACGCCGUGGAGCUGGCCUGCAGGGACCCGUCCCAGGUGGAGCACCUGGCUUCCAGUCUGCAGCUGAUCACAGAGUGCUUCCGGUGCCUCCGCAAUGCUUGCAUCGAGUGUCCUGGGAACCAGAACGCCAUCAGGAACUUGGAUACAGUCGGCAUAGCCGUGGAUUUGAUCCUUCUCUUCCGGGAACUGCGAGCGGAACAGGAGGCGCUGCUGACAGCCUUUCGCUGUGGCCUGCAGUUUUUGGGCAACAUCGCCUCGCGGAACGAGGACUCCCAGGCCGCCGUCUGGGUGCACGCCUUCCCGGAACUCUUCCUGUCUUGCUUAAAUCAUCCAGACAAAAAAAUCGUUUCCUACUCGUCAAUGAUCUUGUUCACAUCCCUCAAUUCUGGAAGAAUGAAAGAACUGGAAGAAAACCUCAACAUUGCGAUCGACGUCGUGAACGCUCACCAAAAGCAGCCUGAGUCGGAGUGGCCGUUCUUGAUUAUUACGGACCAUUUUCUGAAAAGCCCGGAAUUGGUCAAAGCCAUGCACGCCAAAAUGAGCAAUCAAGAAAGGGUGACGUUGCUGGACGUUAUGAUCGCCAAAAUAGCGGGCGAGGAGCCCCUGAGCAAGGACGACGUGCCCGUGUUUCUGAGCCAUGCCGAGCUGAUCGCAGGCGCCUUCGUGGCGCAGUGCAAGACGGUGCUGAACUUGGCCUCCGAGCAGCGUGACGAUGAGGAGGCGCUGGCCACGAUCAGGCUCCUGGACGUCCUGUGUGAGAUGACGGCGAGCACGGACCUGCUCGGCCACCUGCAGGGCCACCCCGGCCUGCUGGAGAGGGGCAUCGAGCUUUUACGGCUGAUCCACGCAGCCGGCAGAGACGGCGCGAACAUCUUCAGCUCCUCGGGCCGCGUGAGAGCGGGAGGCGACGUCUCCGGCGUGGCCGAGGGCUUCAAGUCCCACCUCAUCCGCCUGAUCGGGAACAUGUGCUACCGGAACAAAGACAACCAGGACAAGGUCGGCGAGCUGGACGGCAUCCCCCUGAUCCUGGACAGCUGCAGCCUGGACGACGGCAACCCCUUUCUGACCCAGUGGGCGGUGUACGCCAUCCGGAACCUUACGGAGGACAACAGCCAGAACCAGGAUCUGAUUGCCAAGAUGGAGGAGCAGGGGCUGGCCGACACGUCCCUCCUGAAGAAGACGGGCUUUGAGGUGGAGAAGAGGGGUGGCAAGCUGGUCCUGAGAGCCACCGGUGACGGCCCUCCAUCGUGAGUGAACUCUGCAUCCACACAGCUGAAGCUGCGGAGUCUUCCCCUGGAUUUCCCAUCUUCGGCCUUACGUGAAGUUCAAGUGUUUGAAGAUCAAGUACAAAUUCAGGGGCUCGUGAUGCUUUUAGAUACUAGAGUUAAAUGUGUUUAAGCUUAGAAGUGAAAGUGUAUGAGUGUUCUCUUGUUUCUCUGCUUU
This is a messenger RNA of Phyllostomus discolor (pale spear-nosed bat), 1826 nucleotides long. Its product is annotated as ataxin-10. Gene Ontology annotation, biological process: neuron projection development. NCBI's taxonomy places the organism in Eukaryota, Metazoa, Chordata, Mammalia, Chiroptera, Phyllostomidae. The record is from RefSeq and is a predicted model, not a curated record. Gene Ontology annotation, cellular component: cytosol. Bases 210 to 1634 code for a protein of 474 amino acids. The transcript has 12 exons.